GUUGAGGCUUUCUCUAGCUUGAGUGGUUUUGAGCACGUUGCCCUGUGCUGGAUGAAAAUAGUCCUACCAGCAAUGUAAGCCCUCGCAGUUCUAGAAGAGCUGGUGAAACAGAAGUCUUCAAAGUGUUUCUUAUUUCUUAGAGAGUUUUUUAGGUAUACAUCUUUGGGAAUGCUGCCUUAACUCUGUGUCCCAUCCUGAAGAGCCAGACAUCAAUGAAGCCAUGGGGGUCUCAAGGACCAAGAAGACAAAGGACAGCAGCAGUCGAAAACAAAAGAGCAAGUUGGAGAAGGGGCAGGGGAUGCCGAAGACAACUCAGGUGAAGGAGCAACCAGAAGAAAUACCAUGCAUGGGGCAGGCUGCUGUACUGAAAGGGAAGAAGAAAGUCAAGGAGAAGCCACUGCAGGAGAACACCAUCAGUAGAAGUUCUCUAAGGCAUGAGGUUGCAGAAGAAAAAGAUCUCGGCUCAAUCUGGCAGGAUGGGAUUCAAGUGAAGGAGGCAGCUUCAUCCUUGUUGGAGGAAACUGAUUCCACCCUCCACCAAGGGUCAUCAGUGGGACUGAAGGACUCCUUCAGGUCAAAGAGUAAAUCCCCGAGAGAGGGACCUGCAGUGGGACAGCAGCUCUCAGAAGCAGAGGAUGAAGUUGGGCUCCUCAAGCCAAGUAGAGGUGAUAAUGGUGUAGCUGAAUUCCUCUCUGGAGAGCCUGGGGCUUCAAGGUUGGCUGUGGAGGUCACUGCUUUGAUGGAGAGUGUGGAAAAUGAGCUAGACCCUCACGUUCCAAUGCAGAAAGGGGAUGCCAGAGGCAUGAAAAGAAAAAAACAAACAGAGAAGAAGCAAGAGCCAAAGAAGCAGAGGGAGAAUUUGUUGAGAAAUGGAGGGACCAAAAAGGAUAAGUUAGAGGAAAGCCUUGGGAAUGUGAUGGAGGACAUCAGGGAAGAAGAUGGUGCUGAUGGGGACAGGAAUUGUGGAGUUAGACAGGAUAAAGCCAAGCAAGGGAGCAGCAGCACGCGGGGAAGGGCUGAUGAGAGGGAAAAGCAGAAAGGGAGAGGGGAGAAGCGCAAGAAGGUAAAAGUGGAGGAGGAGGAGGAGGAGGAGGAGCAGGGGAGGAAGAAAAUAAAAAAGGAAAAAAAGGUGGAAGAGAAACAAGAGCUGGAAAGCUUGGGUGAGGAAUUAGGAGUGAGAGACGAAGAAAAGGAAAGUGAAGAUGGAAAAGGAAUAAAGGAGGAGGAGGUGGAUGAACAGGGAGAAAAGGGAUGGGGGCAGAUUCAGAGCAUGGAGACUGAGGAUAAGGAGGAGGAGAAUGGAGAUGUACUAGGGGAAAAGCAGAAAGAUAAGGAGAAAAAGCCAAAAGAGAAAAAGAAAGACAAAGAGAAGGGGAAGAAAGACAAAGAGAAGGGGAAGAAAGGCAAAGAGGAAGAGACCCCAAAGAAAACCCAGAAAAGAAAAUCUAAGGAUGAAGGAGAGGAGAAUAACAACAAAAGGGUUAAAAAGGAGAUAAAAGAAAAAGAGAAGAAAGAAGGAACAGAAAACAAGUGGAAAUGGUGGGAAGAAGAGAAGACAAACGAUGGGGUGAAGUGGAAACAGCUGGAACACAAAGGACCCUACUUUGUCCCUCUCUAUGAGCCUCUGCCUGAUGAUGUGCAAUUUUAUUAUGAUGGUAAACCCCUGAAGCUGAGCCUGGCCACGGAGGAAAUUGCCACUUUCUAUGCAAAAAUGCUUGAUCAUGAGUACACAACUAAAGAGAUCUUCCAGAACAACUUUUUUAAUGACUGGAGGAAGGAGAUGACACCUCAGGAACAAGAGAUAAUCAAGCAGUUGGACAAGUGUGACUUCAGGGAGAUUCAUAAGUACUUUGUGGACAAAAAUGAGGCACGGAAAGCACUCUCCAAAGAGGAGAAGCAGAAACUGAAGGAGGAGGCAGAUAAGAUCCAGGAGGAGUACGGAUACUGCAUCCUUGAUGGGCAUAGGGAGAAGAUAGGCAAUUUCAAAACUGAGCCUCCAGGGCUGUUCCGUGGACGUGGUGAUCACCCCAAAAUGGGCAUGCUGAAGAAGAGGAUUAUGCCAGAAGAUGUGAUCAUCAACUGUAGCAAGGACUCCAAGAUCCCUGAGCCACCAGUGGGGCAUAAAUGGAAGGAAGUACGCUUUGACAACACAGUCACCUGGCUGGCCUCGUGGACUGAAAACAUCCAGAACUCCUUAAAGUACAUCAUGCUGAACCCGAGCUCCAAGCUGAAGGGGGAAAAGGACUGGCAGAAGUUUGAGGUAGCCCGGAGACUAAAGGAUGUUGUCCACAAAAUCCGUGCUCAGUACCAGGCUGACUGGAAGUCCAAGGAGAUGAGGAAGCGACAAAGAGCAGUGGCUCUCUACUUCAUUGAUAAGCUGGCCCUGAGAGCAGGUAAUGAGAAAGAAGAAGGGGAGACUGCAGACACAGUUGGCUGCUGUUCCCUACGUGUGGAGCACAUCAAGCUGCACUCUAAGCUGGAUGGGCAGGACCAUGUGGUGGAGUUUGACUUCCUUGGGAAAGACUCCAUCCGGUAUUACAACAAAGUAUCAGUGGAAAAGCCAGUGUUCAAGAACCUGCAGCUGUUCAUGAAGAACAAAGACCAUGGUGAGGACCUCUUUGAUAGGCUCUCUACAACCGUCUUGAACAAACACCUUCAGAAGCUGAUGAAUGGUUUGACUGCCAAAGUGUUCAGGACCUACAAUGCUUCCAUCACCUUGCAGGAGCAGCUCAAGGCCCUCACUAACCCUGAAGACAGUGUUGCUGAAAAGCUUCUCUCCUACAACCGAGCAAACCGAGCUGUGGCCAUCCUGUGCAACCAUCAGAGAUCUACACCGAAAACCUUUGAGAAGUCAAUGCAAAAUCUGCAAACCAAGAUUGAUGCCAAGAAGGAACAGCUGGAAAAAGCCCAACAAGAGCUGGAAGAAGCUGAAGAUGAGUUAAAAGACAAAAAAGAUGCCAAAGCAGAGGCCAAUGUGCAAAAGAAAAAGAAGCUGUUGGAACGUCUGAAGGAGCAGCUGGCCAAGCUGAAUGUCCAGGCCACAGACAAGGAGGAGAACAAACAGAUAGCUCUGGGCACGUCCAAGCUGAAUUACCUGGAUCCCAGGAUUAGCAUAGCCUGGUGUAAGAAGUUUGGUGUGCCCAUUGAGAAGAUCUUCAACAAGACACAGAGGGAGAAGUUUGCCUGGGCAAUUGACAUGACUGAUGAGGAUUUUGAGUUCUGAGGAAGCACCUUUCCUGUUAGCCUCAUGCUCACCUGGUGCUGUUUAAUAACUUUUUUUAUGUGCUGCUGCAGUUGUUGCAGAGGUGGGAUGGUUGUCUAACACAAAUUUGUAGGCGGUUCAUGCUGGUUUUUGUAUUAAAGAAAAAAAAUACAAACCAAGUGUUAAAAGCAAAUACUACUGGCUUGUGGCACUCAUUCUGAGUGCAAAUUAAAUGUGAACUUUUAAUUCCUCCCUA
Tympanuchus pallidicinctus (lesser prairie-chicken) is the source of this 3458-nucleotide messenger RNA. It is a transcript of the gene TOP1MT, whose product is annotated as DNA topoisomerase I mitochondrial. Gene Ontology annotation, biological process: DNA topological change; DNA replication. The transcript has 21 exons. The coding region runs from base 221 to 3223 and encodes 1000 amino acids. Lineage: Eukaryota; Metazoa; Chordata; Aves; Galliformes; Phasianidae. Gene Ontology annotation, molecular function: DNA topoisomerase type I (single strand cut, ATP-independent) activity; DNA binding. Gene Ontology annotation, cellular component: mitochondrial nucleoid; chromosome. The record is from RefSeq and is a predicted model, not a curated record.